Molecule: messenger RNA, 1810 nt
Organism: Xiphophorus maculatus (southern platyfish)
Lineage: Eukaryota; Metazoa; Chordata; Actinopteri; Cyprinodontiformes; Poeciliidae
Gene: ccdc14
Product: coiled-coil domain containing 14
Exons: 13
Coding region: 81-1709 (542 amino acids)
Biological process (GO): protein localization to centrosome
Cellular component (GO): centriolar satellite
Source: RefSeq, a predicted model, not a curated record
UCUUUCCCAUCUGGCUAGCUUAGAGACAUGUCCACGUCUAGGUCCAUCUGCUGCCUUUAGAGACGGACUGUGGGGAAACCAUGAGUGGAAAAACGCGAGACAAAGUGGUGACAUCGGGAAGACUGACAGGAAAAGUUACAGUGAGUCGAGCGCCUCCUGAUGGAGGACCUCCACUCCAACCUCAGCCUGACUACUCUCUCUACUCCACAGACUCAGAGGACCAGGUCACCACUCUACACAGGGGCCUGGACAAGUGUGCUGCCUUGCUCAGUGGCAUUCUUGUGGCAGAUGAAGCAGCAUCAGCAGGUCUUCAGAGAACCCCGAAGAAAGAAACGAGCAAGCCAAGAUCCUCCAGUUUCCAAGGGAAAAAGCCUGGAAAGAAAUUCCCAGCGAAGGCAGCCACUCCAACUCUGUUAAGAAUUGUAAAGGGUGGCACAGUCAAAUCAAGAGGAUCCACCUCCCAGGGGAAGGCGAGCGAAAGGAAACCGGCCAUAAAAUCAGCUGAUACUCAGAGGUCAGAACGGCGCCAGCCAGCAGCCGCCCACAGCUUCACCCCUCCGGCUCCGCACUCCGGAGUGAAGCUUCAUCCUCCUCAGAAACCAACCCAGUCUGUUCAGUCUCUGUCUGCGGGCUGUCAGACAUCUGCGCGCCAGUCCGCCUCCGUCCCGCCUCCGCUGCGGUCCAGUGCAGCGCUGCGGGACCAUUGGAACCAUUCCCGCUCUGCGUCUGCAGUGUGCGAUGGGAAGGAGGAGUGUGGUCCUGUGGGAGGUGCUGAUGGUGCAGCCGGCUGCAUCCCGAGGGAGAGCUGCUGCAGGGAGGAGAUGCUCCGCUCUCUGCUGGAAGAAGUCCGGGCUCUGAUUCCUGGACAAGCAGAGUGGCUGCUUGGCCGUUUGGAGCAGACCGUCUGUGUUUCAGACACUCGGAACCCUGAGCUCUGCAGUGUGAAGAAUCGGCAUGAGAAGGUGGAGGAGCCACAGAAAGGCCAGAUACUACUUUCUUCAGAAGAACCGAGCCUCCAACAGGAAGUCAUCUCUGCCCAGUCCAGCCUUCAGCAACUCCAGGAUGACCUCACAGAGCUACGGAAAGCUCUGCAGGACACACAGAGCCGGCUGAGGGACACCGAGGCAGAAAAGGCCCUCAUUAAGACAGAGUUGGAGGCGGCUAGAAACCGGCUGCUGGAGAGCGAGCGAGAGAAGAUUGAGCUAGCAUCAGUCGCUCAGCUAAGACUGAAGGAAAUUAAACAUCUUAGAAGGCUCCUUCAGAGUCACUAUUCAUCAAAACCCAUGGAUGUCCAGAACUCAUUGUCCGUCACCAAGCAGUAUUUUGGCCAACAAAAUCAAGUAGUGGUAUCGACUGACCGCAUCAAGGAGUUCCUGAUCUCCCUUAACCAGGGGGAGCCCACACACACCGAGAGUCUGCGCGUUGCUGCAGAACGAGAAGAAAACUCGAAAGGCGACGGAUCAAAUCAAAGAGAGCAAUGUGUUGAGACGUUACCUCAUCACCAGGAUCAUCAUCAUCAUCACCCCAACCUAGCCUUCUCUGAGGACGUCCCGCCGUGCGAGGCGGCGUCUGUGUGGUCCAACUGGAGCAUGAAGUCGGAGUCGACCUUUAACACCAGAGAUGAGGCGGCGUUCAGAGAUGGCCUGGCAGCUCUGGACGCCAGCAUAGCCAACCUGCAGAAAACCAUUCAGCUGGAUCUGAGGAAGUGACCCGUCGGCCUCCAGGACCUGAACACACUCCAAGCUUCCGGAGCGAGCCGCCUUGUGAAUGGGAGCCUCACCGACGCAGUCCUGAGAACAGAGGAUGUGGC